This is a messenger RNA of Dalotia coriaria, 681 nucleotides long. RefSeq lists its product as uncharacterized. The record is from RefSeq and is a predicted model, not a curated record. The coding region runs from base 22 to 648 and encodes 208 amino acids. NCBI's taxonomy places the organism in Eukaryota, Metazoa, Arthropoda, Insecta, Coleoptera, Staphylinidae. The transcript is spliced from 2 exons.
AAACAAAAAAAUUGCGUUAAAAUGAUGAAAUUACUUUGUAUUGCGCUUAGUUUGGUGGUUUUGGAGGUAUCCGGACAUGGUAUGAUGUUGGAUCCUCCAAAUAGAAGCUCAUUAUGGCGUUUUGAUGAUGAAGCACCCCCAAACUACGAUGAUAACCAGAACUAUUGUGGAGGAUUAACCGUUCAACACAACCAAAAUGGCGGCAAAUGUGGAGUCUGCGGAGAUGUCUACACCGAUCCUCAUCCUCAACCAAACGAAAACACUGGUACCUAUGGUAUUGGUAAAGUAGUCGCCAAUUAUUCCGCUGGUCAGGUAGCAGAAGUCUAUAUUCAUUUGAGUGCCAACCACCUGGGUCACUUUGAAUAUCACCUCUGUCAAUUACACGAUGCUAAUACCUAUGAAUCUGGAGAGGAAUGUUUCCAACCUUUGGCGUUUGAGGAUGGCAGUAUGGAAUAUUCUGUGCCCGGAAGUGUGUUUGAAUUUAACAAUCGCAUCAAGUUGCCUGAUGGUUUCAAGUGUGAUCGUUGCGUUUUGAGGUGGCACUACGUUGCUGCUAACAAUUGGGGUAUCUGUGAGGAUGGUAGCAACAAACCAGGAUGUGGACCACAGGAAACCUUUCGUUCUUGUUCUGAUAUUGCUAUUUUGUAAAUGGUUACAUAAAUAAAUUUUUUCUACGACAAA